UCUACGUUAACAAGAGAACCUAUACAUUUUCACAUGUUUUAAGAGAUUUUUUCUUGACGUAUCGACUACAUCGUUUGAGUUAAGAUUUUGGGAGUUGUUGCAGGAUAAUUACUGAUCGCUUUAUUGAAUUUCAAUACCGCUUAUUUGUGCUUUGAAAAUAAGAUAGUAAUGUGUAAGAAUUUUGUGAUUUAAUUAUAAGUGGAGUAUAGUAUAAUGUGAUAAUUUAAGCUUUAUGUUCACCUGGAUGGAUAUCGAAAAAUCCUAUUAGACGAAAAUGAAUACUAGCACCACUGAGGCGCAUCAUGUCGGUGGUCUUUACUACACCGAUUACAAUUUGCUGGACUUUAUAGAGCAGUUAAAGACGGGCAACAAAAGUGAUUUACCCGAACUUUCGUUCUUUUCAAAUUCUACAAAUGACUUGGAUAUUCCAUGGCUUAAUCUAUUACCGCGAGUGCGACAUAAACAACGAACUGUCUGGGACUACUUACUUGAAGUGCAUGGUCCAAGGCGAGGUCCUCUUGCUACGGUCAUUGCAAUCACGUGCGUGUAUGGGUUUAUAUUCUUAUCAGGAAUAUUUGGAAAUGUGUGCACAUGCUUAGUUAUUGUUAAAAAUAAAUAUAUGCACACGGCAACAAAUUAUUACUUGUUUAACCUUGCCAUUGCCGAUUUGUUGUUGCUCAUAGUUGGACUGCCACCAGAAACUUAUUCAAUCUGGUCAGCUUAUCCUUGGAUAUUUGGCGAGGCAUUCUGUAUUGUACGGACAAUGCUUGCUGAAAUGUCAACUAAUGCUAGCAUUUUAACAAUCACUGCAUUUACAAUAGAAAGAUAUGUUGCUAUUUGCUAUCCAAUGAAGGCACAGACAAUGUCCGGUCUUAAAAGGGUAAUUCGUGUAAUUGUCGCCAUAUGGUUUCUGGCAGCAAUUUCCUCAGUCCCCCUUACCGUCCAGUUCAAGGUCGUUUAUGCCGUGGAUACUCGUAACUCAAACAUUCCAGAAUCCGCUUAUUGUGGCAUUGGUGAAACUAAUCAUAUUGAACGAACUUUUGAAAUAUCAACUUUUUUAUUUUUUGUGUUUCCCAUGACACUGGUCAGUGUAAUGUAUACACUUAUUGCAUUAGCCAUCCGAAAAUCAGGACUGUACAGAGACGGUUCCGAUGCCUCACACAGAGACCGGCUCACAGGGGUUGAAAUACGAGCUCAACAGCAAGCGAGGGCAAGGAGGUCUGUUCUUAAAAUGCUUGUGGCCGUUGUGGUUGCCUUCUUUGUUUGCUGGGCUCCUUUUCACGCACAGAGGCUCAUGACCCUCUACAUCCCGGCCGCUAAAUGGACUGAAAAACUUCUAGAAGCCCACAAAGUUAUUUAUUACGUAUCGGGUGUGUGUUACUUUAUAAGUUGUACAAUAAACCCUUUAUUGUAUAGCAUCAUGUCGUUAAAAUUCAGACAAGCUUUUAAACAAACUGUUUUAAGACCAAAAUGUUGCAAGAAGCACAUUCAUACGGCAAAGAAAAGGACUUAUUUUUCAAAUAGGUUUACACAUAAGAACGGUUAUUCUGAAACAAGUUUUACUUCAGUGGAACCAGUUUCCCCUGCAAGAAGUUGUCACUCACAUUCACACUCUCACUCCAACUCAGAUCAUAGUGCAGAUCAUGCGCGUUUGAAUACGAAAACCACGGGAGUAAACAAGGUGCAACGCCGUGUCAGUGCUCAUGUUGACGAGAAAGUUGCUUUAAACUGUGAUGCUAAGCAAGAGAAAGACAUUGCAAAUAAUGAUAUAAAAAUGGUGUGUAAAAUGUUGACAACUUAUAAACCAAAGGAAAUGGAUAAUACUCAAAAUCAGGGAGAGUAUGUUGGUUUGUAUAACAAAAUAGAAGCUGUUAAAGAGGAACAUUUCUAGAAAAUCUUGAAAGUGUCUUCGACAUUCUUUGUUAACAUUGUAUUAAAAAAAUCCGGUUUUGUCAAAUUGAUAAUGUAUAAAAAAAUGUUUAUUUUGUAUUCUUUUUGAAGAAAUACAUAAACCAUGUUUAUAUUGUACACAGUGUGUGAUCUAAAAUAUACACAGAUAAAAUCUGAGUUACUGAUAAUUUAAUGUGGACAUCAAACUUGAAAUAAAAUCUAUUAAACAAAUAUUUUGUGAUAGUCGGUACAUUUAAAGUGGAGGAAAAUCAGGGAGUCUUAAGUCAUCAUUGAAAGAAGGUUUCACGAUUUUUUUAGGUAAUGAUAAUAUUUAAAUAUGGUAAUUCAUAAAAGAUUGAUGAAAGGACAAUGUGUAUUACACAGUGUCAUUUAAAUGCACUCUUUAUCUCAAACUCGAUAUACUCUGUUCUUUUCUGAAAAAGAUUUCUUUCUAUUAUUUUGGUAUCCUGUUUUAGUUUCUCAAGUCACUAAAUUGUCAUUCGUUAAAGCUGGGCCAUUAUUUGCUUAAAGCUGAGCCAUGCAUUGUGGUC
This is a messenger RNA of Ruditapes philippinarum (Manila clam), 2441 nucleotides long. Its product is annotated as pyrokinin-1 receptor-like. Gene Ontology annotation, biological process: neuropeptide signaling pathway. Gene Ontology annotation, molecular function: neuromedin U receptor activity. NCBI's taxonomy places the organism in Eukaryota, Metazoa, Mollusca, Bivalvia, Venerida, Veneridae. The coding region runs from base 275 to 1891 and encodes 538 amino acids. The transcript is spliced from 4 exons. The record is from RefSeq and is a predicted model, not a curated record. Gene Ontology annotation, cellular component: plasma membrane.